CGCGCAGUCAUCGCCAUUUUGAAUUACAGCCGCACUUCGCUGGCUGAUGACUGAAAGGAGGCAAGAUUUCUUCGUUUCUGAAAUAUUUCUGCGCAUUCAAAGCUAUACUUACUGGAUACCUAUUGUGAGGGAUUUAUAUCGCUCUAAGUAUGGCUCACCGAAAUCUAAAACAGGUCAACAUUCAAAACAACGCACCGUCGCCGAAACCUCAGCAGCAGCAGCAGUACCACCAGCAGCACACAAAGCGCAACAUGGACUCUCCAGGCAUGGAGCGAAGGCCGAAUGUUGCGGAUGGGAAAACCCCACCACCAAAGCCGCAGACGGCUGCCAGCCCUGCGGCAGAGGGGGAGGGUGGAGCCGGAGAGUCGCAGGAGAUGACGCUGGAUAUAAAGAGUUUCAGGAGACCCGGGGAGAAAACCUUCACGCAGCGUUGUAGGUUGUUCAUCGGUAACCUCCCGACAGACCUCACGGAGGAUGAUUUCAAAAAGCUGUUUUCCAAGUAUGGCGAGGCUAACGAGGUGUUUAUCAACCGAGACCGAGGAUUCGGCUUCAUUCGACUGGAAACCAGGACGCUGGCGGAGAUUGCCAAGGCAGAGUUGGACGGCAUAGUGCUGGGGAACCGACCUAUCCGGAUCCGCUUCGCCACGCACGGCUCUGCCCUCACGGUGCGGAACCUUUCCCCCGUGGUCUCCAACGAGCUCCUUGAGGAGGCCUUCUCCGAGUUCGGCCCCGUGGAAAGGGCUAUCGUUGUGGUGGAUGACCGUGGAAGGCCCACUGGGAAGGGCUUCGUGGAGUUUGCCAACAAACCUUGUGCUCGUAAAGCCCUGGAUCGCUGUGCUGACGGGGCGCUGCUGCUCACCACGUCUCCUCGGCCUGCCAUUGUGGAACCCACCGAGCAGCUGGAUGAAGAAGAUGGACUCCCAGAGAAGUUGCUGGUGAAAUCUGUACACUACCACAAGGAGAGGGAGCACCCCCCGCGGUUUGCCCAGCCGGGGACAUUUGAGUUUGAGUACUCGUCCCGCUGGAAGGCCCUGGACGAGAUGGAAAAGCAGCAGAGAGACCAGGUUGAGCGCAACAUCCGAGAGGCAAAGGAGAAGCUGGAGCAAGAGAUGGAGGCCGCCAAGCACGAGCAUCAGCUCAUGAUGAUGAGACAAGACCUGAUGAGGCGUCAAGAAGAGCUGAGACGUCUGGAGGAGCUUCGCAACCAGGAGCUGCAGAAACGCAAGAAUAUAGAGAUGAGACAUGAGGAGAGGCGUAGGCAGGAGGAGGAGAUGAUGCAGCGCCAUCGAGAGCAGGAAGAGAUGAGACGCCAACCGGACGGCUUCAAGCCAAACUAUGCGGACACCAGAGAACAGGAAAUGAGAAUGGGUGAACUGGGCCCUCGUGGAGCCAUUAAUAUGGGAGAUGGGUUUAACCCCGCCUCUGUUGCCGGGGCCAGUGUAAACCAGGGACCCCCUCAAAUGAUUGGCAUAGGCAUGAGCGGAAGGGCCGGAGCCAUGGGCCCCGAGGGAACUCCAAACAUGGGCGCACCAAACAUGAUGCCAGACAAUGGAGCCAUGCGCAACGAUAGGUUCCCCCAGGGGGCUCCUAAUCAGAUUGGUUCGUCCCCCAUGAGUGGCCGUCCAGGUGUCGAGUCCCCUCAGCAGCAACAGGCAGUGGGGGCAGGGCUUAUGGGGGCAGGGCCUGGGCCUGCAGUGGGGGGGCCAGCAGGCUUCGGGAGGGGAAUCCCUGUUGUGGGAAACUAUGAAGGGCCUAACAACAAACGUCGCAGAUACUAAUUGUGUUAUUAUGUUUACAUUUUUUCAACGGUGUACCCCAAGGCUCAAUAUUUGGAUCUCUUGCUUUUCCUUUCUCAUUAUGUAAAAUAACUGAUUUAUUUUCUCGUCAAAUGUUUGUUUCUGUUCUUUUAAUUUGGGCUGAUUAUUUCCCUCAGCUUCUUCAUGUGUCCCAAAUGUUGACUGAGGGGGAAAAAAUACUUGUUUUAUAUCAAAAGCCAGGCCCAAUAGUCAUGCAAAAACACAAAUCUUCAAUGUUGGCCGCCAAAGGCCAAUAUCAACUGCGAUGUAUCUUGAUGUAGUCAGGUCUGUAGGUAAGGUUUAGGCCAAUAUUAACUGUGAUGUAUCUUGAUGUAGGCAGGUCUGUAGAUGGCUUAUAAACUUCUGUAUGAUGUUGUUUCUUGCUUUUUGCUAUCAGUAUCCUAUCCUCCUGUUAUUGUUGUUUUCAGUAGAUCCUAGUAACAAGUGAAGACCUGCAUUGCCUCUGCAAUGGUUAGCUUACUUUGAUUUCCUCCCGUCCAUGGAAUGUCUUUCCAGUACAUUGCAUCCUGUAGUAGUAGUUUGGCUAACUGCAAUAAAACUGAAAUGCCAUUUUGUGAAAACUAAGUUGAUUGAAGUAAAAAAAAAAAAAAAAAAAA
This is a messenger RNA of Oncorhynchus mykiss (rainbow trout), 2413 nucleotides long. RefSeq names its product paraspeckle component 1. The record is from RefSeq and is a predicted model, not a curated record. Gene Ontology annotation, molecular function: RNA binding. Lineage: Eukaryota; Metazoa; Chordata; Actinopteri; Salmoniformes; Salmonidae.